CGAAACCGCGAGCGCGCCUUUGAGGGACGCGCUUUUUUUUUUGAGGGAACCUCGCGCGGCUUCUCCUCGCGUCGUCGCCAUUUUCGUCCUCCGUCGCCGUCGUUCCUCCGCAUUGUGCACACCUCGCGAUUGCGUUAAAUGACCGUUUCUUUAUCGGCAGCUGAACGCCGAACGACGAGUGUGUGUGCGUGUUUGCGUGCCUCGCUCUCCGCCGCUUCGUUUUCCGCAUUUCGCGGUUUUUGAAUUUUCUCUUGUUCCCACUGCAUUCGCCGUUUCCUUCUCAUUUGCCGCGUCUCUCUUUCUUUUUUUCUUUGAAUUCUGAGUUGUUUCGACGCUCUGUGGCGAUUCCGCGAUCUUCGCUUCGAUGUCUCGAUUGUCUUAUGCCGCCAAUCGCCAACGUGAUCGGCCGUCUAUCCGCGAGCAAGUAAUUGUAUUAAUUAUCAAAAGUUGUGAUUGUGUGAAAAAUAAAAAAAUGUUUGGAGAAAAGAAAGGAGAUUAGUGCACUUUUCCAGGAACGAAUCUUCACGAAAAUAAGAUUUUUAAUGGGAGUAUCACAUAGAAUUUUAUUUCUAGAAUGAAAGUGCAUCGAAAGUUAUUCAGGUAUAGUUUUCGUUAACUGGUGAUUAUUUAUUCAUUAUAGUGCUAAUCUAAAUGAUCAGUGCAUAUACUGUUUGGGAAACUUCAAUUAAAAUUUGCAUAAGAGUAAUUGGAGUAAUCGGAGUUUACAUAAGAGUGGAAUCGAUGCACCGCUGAUUUGUAAUUUGUUCGUGAGAAAUUUCGCAGAACACAAACGCUUUACGACUCUUGAUUGCUUUUAGCAGAUAAUCGUGCGUCGGGAAAAAGUCGUAUUAUUGAUGAAGAUAACUUGUUUUAAAUUUUCACUUAAAUUUGUUUUUAAUUUUUAUUUACACACUCCCCAGAUUAUCAUUUGUUUCAAUUGUGCGCGUAACAAUUGUAAGGUGGAUAUAAAUUCUGAUCGAAAUAAAACUAUACGUGCCGUUGUAAAAAUUAGUCUAAACUGUGCUAUAAUAUCACUGAAGCUGAAGAACGUGGCGAUAGAUUGAAUAUUCGCAGAAAAAAAUGCAAGGCGUCUUUUGUUAGAACGAAAUGAAUUUUCGUCUUGCUUUCGUCAAGCGUUCGUUCGAUAUCUAAGAGAGGACGAUCCCGCAGUUUCGCUUCGACAUUAAUGCUCCCAAGACCAAUAAAAUGGAGCUCCCGUGCAAGAGGAGGCAUCUCUGGCAGCCGUGGCUUAAUGUCGAUAGCCUCCGACUGCCUCGCAAAACGGAAGAGGAGAGAUCGAAGGUGACGAAUCUGCAUCGAAAGCCAAGCAGCGCGUGGCGUAAAGACCGUAGAAGAGAUCCAAUUCAGAGCGAAGCGUUGGACAUGUCGGCAGGAAGAACGAAUCAUCAUCACAACAGACCGAGUGUGAUCGUUCCUACCACGCAAGUUGGUAUCACAAUCGAGGAUACGGCUAUGACGUCGACAACGACGUCUACCACGGCCUCGGGUGGACAGAGGACCGUUAUCAGGAUGGCGGGUGGCGUCAGCGAUCCCGCGAUUGACGAGCACUUCAAACGGUCUCUGGGUCCGAAGAAGUACGCGGCCGUCUUCAACGCUAAUACUACGGACAAGGAAACUGGCUUGAGUGUUGACGAUCAUUUCGCGAAAGCGCUCGGCGAAACUUGGACGAGGCUUCAGGCAAUCAAUCGAAAUAAGGAGUCCACCUAACUACCGGACAGUCUCGCCGGAAAUCUUGUCGUCCUACUCGUCGUCGUCCUCGCCGUCGCUUAACGACCGUGGUAACCCACUCGGGGUAAAAUCGUUCCAGUCUCGCUAAAUAUAUAUUAAUGAUAAGUCAUAACCUGAUAAGAAUUAGCCGAAUUCGCGACUGUAUUCGAGGAACUCCUACGUUCAAGUAAAACUAUAAUUAGGGACGAAAAGAUUUAAUAAAGGAUAAAUAAAGAGAAAUAAACGCACAUGUUAGGAUAUGAUUUUAUAAAAAUGCAGGAUAUU
This is a messenger RNA of Wasmannia auropunctata (little fire ant), 2013 nucleotides long. Its product is annotated as transcription cofactor vestigial-like protein 4. Gene Ontology annotation, molecular function: transcription coactivator binding. The coding region runs from base 1207 to 1728 and encodes 173 amino acids. NCBI's taxonomy places the organism in Eukaryota, Metazoa, Arthropoda, Insecta, Hymenoptera, Formicidae. The transcript has 4 exons. The record is from RefSeq and is a predicted model, not a curated record. Gene Ontology annotation, biological process: negative regulation of DNA-templated transcription.